Molecule: messenger RNA, 2706 nt
Organism: Bacillus rossius redtenbacheri
Lineage: Eukaryota; Metazoa; Arthropoda; Insecta; Phasmatodea; Bacillidae
Product: E3 ubiquitin-protein ligase RNF185-like
Exons: 6
Coding region: 178-720 (180 amino acids)
Biological process (GO): ubiquitin-dependent protein catabolic process
Cellular component (GO): endoplasmic reticulum
Molecular function (GO): metal ion binding; ubiquitin protein ligase activity; ubiquitin-like protein conjugating enzyme binding
Source: RefSeq, a predicted model, not a curated record
UAUCGUUUGCAUCCCUAGUUGGGUGUGUUGUGUGAUGAAAUUAUGAGCAUACGUGGUAAAAUUGAAAUUUACGGGUGUGCGUUUUAUUUGUAGAGAAGGUUAUGUUUCUGUAUAAUUCUUUGGACAAGCCGUUUAAAUUCUAACAGGAAAACCGGAUCCGGGGGAGUGGAGCGCGCGAUGGCGGCCGCCAGCGAGCCCGGCCCCUCCAGGAACAACGGGGAGGAGAAGGAGCGGGAGAAGGAGCGGGACGACGCCAUGUUCGAGUGCAACAUCUGCCUGGACACGGCGAGGGACGCCGUCGUCAGCAUGUGCGGUCACCUGUUCUGCUGGCCGUGCCUGCACCAGUGGCUGGAGACACGGCCCCUGCGCCAGGUGUGCCCCGUCUGCAAGGCGGCCAUCGGCAAGGACAAGGUGGUGCCCCUGUACGGGCGAGGCAGCACCAACCAGGAGGAUCCCAGGAACAAGGUUCCACCAAGGCCGUCAGGUCAACGAUCGGAGCCAGAAACGAACAUGGGAUUUGGCUUCGGCGACGGAGGUUUCCACAUGUCUUUCGGCAUUGGUGCAUUUCCGUUCGGAUUCUUUACAUCCACGUUUAAUUUCGGAGAGCCCAGACCGAGCGCAGCGCCCCGGGGGACCCCGCAGUUCGAAGAGGAGCAGUUCCUGUCCAAGGUGUUCCUGUGGGUCGCGGUGCUGUUCAUCUUCUGGCUGCUCAUGGCCUAGCGACGCUCUCCGACGCAGUUAGCCCCCCUCUUCAACUCUGGCAAUAAAAGAUUCUUCUGUUUCUUUUUCCCCCCCGUCACGUCUAUCAUUCAGCUUGCAUCCGAGUUUGUUUUCCAUUCCGUAAAUUUUAAAAUAUAUUUAUGUAUUUUUGUAAGUACUUGUUUCGUACUACUUUUUUGCUCAUUGAUUUGUAUUGAUUUUUUUUUUUCCCCUGCCUAUUGUAGGUUUUCCUGCUAGUAUGUUCUUUUUUGAUUACCGCAUAAUGACUGCCAAUGAAGUGUAUAAUUACAGUUAUUUUACAAUUAACUUUCUGUAAAACAAAAUCCUUUUUAUAUAGUGUACUGCACUCGCUAUCACAGCUGUGGAGUGUGGUCUGCUUUGGGAUGGUUGAUAACGUGUAUACUUAAUGUGACAUUUGUGAUGAUUUUGGGGUGUUGGAAGUAAGGAUUGGUGCAGGUUAUUCAAAAUUUGGACGACUUUACUGUGGCAAUUAUGUGAAACACAUUUUUUGGGGUCAGUUAUACUUUUUAUUUUUAACAAGACUGCGUUGAAUGCCGAGAAUAUCAAGCCGUGUUUUGGUUUUGCUCAAAUAAACGGUUUGUUAAGAAGUGAUUGCAACACAGCUGCAAUGAAACAGUUCUCAUUCUGCGAGUGCAAUAGACUCUGUGUGAAGAGGUUGGUCUUUUAGAGUUGGUUUUUCAAUUAAGAUUAUUCACAUGUAUGUACUUUGUAAUGAUAUUAAUAUAUGUAUAUUACAAUGGACUCUUUUAAUUUUUAGUGUUAGAUGAUGUUUGCAUUACAUGUAUGUUAAAAAAUUAUGAGUUGAGUCAAAGUUUUUUGGAGGGUUUUUUAAUAAAUUUGUUUUUAGUUAGUAUAAUUAUGGUUUGUGGUAGUAAAAAUGUUUUUGGUAAAAAAUUAAUUUAAUAUAUGUCAAGAGUAUGGGCUGAAUUACUGUAAUAUAUAUAUACACACAUACACACACACACACACACACACAUUCAUACUAACAUUUAGUUGAAUGCAAACACACAUAUCUUAAGAAAUAAGUUACAGAUUCUAAACAUUGAGCUACUCUUUGAUUGAUAAUUAGAUUAAGUAAAUUUUGCAUUUUCUUUAAUACGAAAAAAAGCUUAUUUAAAAUGAUUAUGUAAUCCUUGCAUCACAUGCAACAGUUAAUAUUUUGUUUGAAAAUAUCUGAUGUUCGCCUUUCCAUUCAGAGUUUCUGCUGACUUGUAAGACUGGACCUUUUUUUCUCAAAAUAUGUAUUAUGAAGUAAUUACCAUACAGUUUUAUAUUUAUGUUCUAAAUUUUUAUUUAUAUAUUUAACAGUAAAGAGAAAUAAAUAGUAUACUUUUGAUCAUGAUGCAUGUUGUGAUAUCUCUAAAGUGAUUAAUAAUUAUUAUUGUUAGAAAGGACCACUGGAACCAUAGGCCCUUCUUCCCCAAAGUCCUCAAUAAUUGUGUGCAAAACUAAUCAUGUUGUUAUUACUUACUUCUAGAUCUUUUCUGUAAAUUUAUUUAUUCAUACAGCUCUCUUUUUUAUGUUUAGUGUCAAAUUUUCUCAACAGAUAUUUACCGAAUAUAAUAAUAUGAUCCAAUAGCUGUAAAAAUUCACGCAAAUGUUUAUGAUCACUUGCAAGGCCUUUUGCCGCUUUGAAAAUGUGAGAAAAAUUUGUGACUCAAUAACAAUUGCAAGAGAGCCUUUUGGAAUAUACUUACAGGAGAAAACAUUAAUUAAUUGUACUGACAAAAUGAAUUGACGACCUCUGUGUGCGAGAUGGGACCUUAACGAGUCGGAAUAUGAACAAGGAGCAAUGAUACGUAUCUGCAUGUUGGCUAAUAGUGUCAUGAAGAACAAACCAUGUUAAAUAGGUAAUUUUCUUUUUGUGAUCAGUAGAUGAGAACUCUCAAAUGUGUUGGCCUGAUUUUGUUCUUCACAUGAUAGUCCCGUCCUACUACUAAAACAAAAAAAUUUUAAAAAAUAAAA